This is a messenger RNA of Sphaeroforma arctica JP610, 264 nucleotides long. RefSeq lists its product as hypothetical. NCBI's taxonomy places the organism in Eukaryota, Ichthyosporea, Ichthyophonida. The annotation marks the transcript as partial. The transcript has a single exon. Gene Ontology annotation, cellular component: cytoplasm. Gene Ontology annotation, molecular function: ATP hydrolysis activity; ATP binding. The record is from RefSeq and is a predicted model, not a curated record. Gene Ontology annotation, biological process: cellular response to heat.
UUUUGGCGGGGCCCAGUGGCGUAGGUAAAACCGAGCUUGCGCACCGCAUUGGCUCGGCAAUACUAGGAAAAGCCACAGAUGUCAUGCAACACGAGCGGAGUUUCAUUACAUUUGACAUGACCGCCUAUACUGGUGCUGAGAGUGUACAGUCGUUUACCGGGUCACCACCCGGAUACGAGGGCAAAUCACCCAUGAAGGAGGUACUUAUGCAACACCCCAAUGCCGUGAUCUUAUUGGACGAGUUCGAAAAGGGAUACUGCAAAG